Molecule: messenger RNA, 961 nt
Organism: Beta vulgaris subsp. vulgaris (sugar beet)
Lineage: Eukaryota; Viridiplantae; Streptophyta; Magnoliopsida; Caryophyllales; Amaranthaceae
Product: glutathione S-transferase U8
Exons: 2
Coding region: 156-830 (224 amino acids)
Biological process (GO): glutathione metabolic process
Cellular component (GO): cytoplasm
Molecular function (GO): glutathione transferase activity
Source: RefSeq, a predicted model, not a curated record
CAAUACAUACCCUAUAUAAACCUGUAUGUACCAUAUAUAGUUUUAGAAAAGAAUCCUAUCUAUUAUCUGAUCCAAAACCUAAAGUUUAUACAAGAAUCUUUGUAAUAUAUAUAUGAUCUGCAUAUUAUAAAUUGUUACAGAUUGAUUUGAAGAAAAUGGGUGAUCCAGAAAUGAAGCUGCUUGGAUUGUGGUGCAGUCCAUAUAGUAAAAGAGUAGAGAUUGCUCUAUGUUUGAAAGGUUUAGCAUAUGAUUAUAUUGAAGAAGAUGUACAAAACAAAAGUCCAGAGCUUUUAAAGUAUAAUCCAGUGCAUAAGAAAGUUCCUGUUCUUGUACGUGAUGGUAAGCCUGUUGCGGAAUCAUUAGUGAUUUUGGAGUACAUUGAUGAAAUGUGUAAAGAUAAGCCUUCAAUCUUACCUGAACACCCUUAUGAAAGAGCUAUGGCGCGUUUCUGGGCUAGAUUCAUUGAUGAGAAGUGUCUACCUUCAAUUUGGAGAGCCUUUUGGGGACCUGAAAAUGAGCAAGAAAGUGCUGGAGAAGAAGCAAGGAAUAACUUGAAAAUACUAGAAAAAGAGCUCAAAGGGAACAAAUUCUUUGGAGGAACAAGCAUAGGUUAUCUUGACAUAGUUGCCAAUUUUAUUGCAUAUUGGCUUGAUGCUAUUCAAAAAGCUGCUGGAAAAGAAAUUCUUACCAAAGAGUUAUUUCCAUUACUAAGCAAAUGGAAGGAUGAUUUUGUUGCAUGCAAAGUUGUCAAACAAAAUCUUCCACCUUGGGAACGACUUGUUGCAUACUACCAAAUUCGUAAUGAAGCUGCUAAGGCUGCUAGACGUUGAAGCCAAAUUUGGCAAUUAAGUAUCUCAUCGCGCUAAUUAAGCUGAUCAUCCAUAAACUUUGCAUUUGCUGUAAAUUUUCGCAGCAAAUUGCUUGUACGUACAAAAAAAAUUCAGUGUUCCUCUUGAGUUCA